GUUUUGUACCGUCGUGCGUGCGUAAUGAAUCAUUUUUGUAACAUAUUAAUAAAUUAUAUGGAAUAUAAUUGACGUGAUGAUCGAAUUUUUGAAUUUAUAUAAAUAUUCGAUUCGUAAUUGACCGUUUGUUUGUGCGUGGUUUCGGCUGUUAUAUUUUAACUGUUUAUAGAUAAUUACUCGCGAACGUAACAGAUGCGUGUGAUAAAUUAAACGUUUAAAUCAACGUAGAGGACGAGUUUUACUGGUUUGUGUAACAACUUAAUGGAAGGACAUAGGAUUAAAAGAAUGCUAUACUUGGAUUUCUUAAUCCUGUUGGUAUUUGGAUGUUUUGCAAGCUGUUGGAUUCAUAAAUGUCCCAGAAUGGAAGAUAUUCACCCGUGUUUUUGCAGUUCGCACCAUACUAGAAAUCCGCAUGUUCCUGACACCAUCGUAGUUUGCCAAAAUAUCAAUAAUGAAAAAAUUUUAAUGACUUCAUUACGUGAGAUGAAGAACUACAGCAUAGACGUUCUUAUUUUCGAUCAUUGUGUAAUUCCAUCAUUUCCGAACGAUAUUCUCAAAGAUAUUCGCAUAGGAACUAUAGAAUUAAUAAGAAGUACCGUGCAACUUAAUAACAAAUUUGUAGAAUGUAUAAAUCAUUGUUAAUAUGAAAUACUAGAUCUUGCAUUUUAUUAUGCUAAUAAUAAUACAUUUCCAGAAUAACAAAUAUUAAAAAAUUAUAAAUUAUAAAUAAAAUAUUUUAUGUCGUUUCAUACACAGUAUAAGUGAUUUGCAUAAUGUAUAAGAUUGUAAGCUUAAAUAUGAGAUCAUUGUUGUUUAUAUAUUCUCCAUUUAAGCAAAUAAGAUUUAAUUUCUUAUUUAUUUUAUGUGUCAUAAUAUACAAAUAUAUGAAGUUUC
Centruroides sculpturatus (bark scorpion) is the source of this 894-nucleotide messenger RNA. RefSeq lists its product as uncharacterized. The transcript is spliced from 2 exons. The coding region runs from base 262 to 642 and encodes 126 amino acids. The record is from RefSeq and is a predicted model, not a curated record. NCBI's taxonomy places the organism in Eukaryota, Metazoa, Arthropoda, Arachnida, Scorpiones, Buthidae.